AUGAGUGAUGAAGGUGCUGAUAAAAGUCUAGAUACUAACACAGAAUUUAUUAUACAAACACGAUCUAGGAGGUCUAAUGCCGGUAAUAAAUUACAAAAACUAUUGGAGCAGGAGCUAAGAGAUAUAGAAUCUACCAAAAGACAAAUUUCUUCCUAUAAGAAUGGUAAUGAUGAUGAAGAAGAUGAAAUAGGGCUGUUGUUUCAGGAAGAUGAAGAUGAUGAAGAUUUCGAAAUGAUGGCAAAAGAUGACGAUGAUGAAGGGGAAGAAAAAGAAGAUGAGACUCAAAGUAUAAGGAAAGAGCCCUCUCAGGCUUCAAGUGAGCAAGCAGCCGAUGACUUAAUGUUCAGCAGUAGCGAAUCUGAGGACUCCAGCAACGAGAAUGAUGAAGAUGCAGAGGAAAAGGAAAUACGAAGACAAGAACUACUUUCAAGAAAGAAAAGAAACAAGAGAUUACAGAAGGGUCCCGUUGUAAUCAAAAAACAAAAACCUAAGCCUAAGUCAGGAGAAGCUAUACCAAGAUCGCACCAUACCCAUGAACAAUUAAACGCAGAGACGUUACUAUUAAAUACAAGGAGAACUUCUAAAAGAUCAUCGGUAAUGGAAAACACGAUGAAAGUUUAUGAGAAAUUGUCUAAAGCUGAAAAAAAGAGAAAAAUUAUACAAGAAAGAAUAAGGAAACACAAGGAGCAGGAGUCUCAGCAUAUGCUGACACAAGAAGAGAGGCUACGGAUUGCCAAGGAGACUGAGAAGCUGAAUAUUUUGUCACUGGAUAAGUUCAAGGAACAAGAAGUUUGGAAAAAGGAGAAUCGUCUAGCUUUGCAGAAAAGACAAAAGCAGAAAUUCCAGCCAAAUGAGACUAUACUGCAAUUUUUAUCUACUGCUUGGCUAAUGACGCCAGCGAUGGAGUUAGAAGAUCGUAAAUAUUGGCAGGAACAAUUGAAUAAACGUGAUAAGAAGAAGAAAAAAUAUCCGAGGAAGCCAAAGAAGAAUUUAAAUCUCGGAAAACAGGACGCAUCAGAUGAUAAAAAGCGGGAGAGUGAAGAAUCGAUAAAGAACGAUGGCGACGUGAAUUCUUUGGGUGAGAAUUCUUCAUCUGUACACAACCAGAAAAGGAUUGAGGAAACUUCUACUAACGAUACAGUUGAAGGAGAAUCGAGUCCAGAUGCAGCGGUGAGUAGAGUAAAUUCAGACGAAUUAAAGCCAACAGCAUUACCUGAUGUUACAUUGGACGCAAUUGCAAACAAGCAGAGUACCGUUGAUGAAGCUCCCAACAGCCAACCACAAAAGAAUAUAAUAACUAAUGAGCAAAAAAUUACCAAUGUAGGCGAACCGAUACAAAAUUUACAUAAUGAAGAAAUUAAAGAUGAAAUGGUAAGUGCUCUCGAGAGCAGGGAAAAUACUUUUGAAAACUCAUCACCUGCUGCCCAAGUGGUCUCACAAAGGGAUAAUUCUGCAACACCUACACCAUCAAACUCCACUGGCACUGAAGAUACUAUAUUGAUCUCUCCGGAUACGGAUAUAAAAGGAGAGCCUGAACCUUGUCUGAAAACCGAAGGCAUCGAGAACUUAUCUCAUAAUGUACCACAAGAGACCAAAAGCAAUACUGAUGUUUCUUUCUUGAAACAAGUAACGUUUACCGACCAUCCGCAAGUGGCCAUAAUCGAUACUGAAGAGUCACCCUCAAAAAAAGAUACAGCUAAUGUUGAUGAAUCUUCCGCGGAAAACUCUUUAUCAACACAGACCUACGAAGGGCCUGAGCAAUUAACCUCAAGGAACUUUGUUACACUUUAUGAUUUUCCUAAUGCUCCUCCAAAUCUAAAAGAUUUUAACACAAACUUAUUUGGUGAUCGAUGGUCAUACACAAAUGGGUUAUCCGCCACUCAGCGUCCACAAGAUAUGAAAACUGUUUUCCACUCCAUUUUACCAUCACCUCCUCAGUCUUCAGUACCGUCUCCUACCGUAGAUAUAUCACUUGAUCUGUCAGCUCUGGCAAAUUUCCCAUCUUUUGGGGAAUACGAUAAGAAAAUAGUCCAUCAAAUCAACACAGAGAUAAAUAAGGAUUUGGAAAUCAAAAUUAAAACACAGCCUCCAACGGGUGUCUUCUUAGCCAAUGGUAUAAGAAAAAAAUGUUUAAUCACAAAUAAAGAAUGUCAGUACUUUGAUCCAAGGACUGGUGUGCCUUAUUCUGAUGUGGAAGCUUAUAAAAUUAUUCAGCGGAUUCAAGAUCCUAUUUCUAAGGAGGAGGGAAGGUCAGAUAUCAAGCGUGAUGAAACGACAAAUGAGGAUAGUGACGAUCAAGUGAGAUUCAAGUGGUUUGGGUUCAAAAACGGCGGUAUUUACCUUGAUUUAAGUCAAAGACCUGCAAAAGGUGUUCCUGAAGGAUUUUAA
Molecule: messenger RNA, 2388 nt
Organism: Saccharomyces cerevisiae S288C
Lineage: Eukaryota; Fungi; Ascomycota; Saccharomycetes; Saccharomycetales; Saccharomycetaceae
Gene: VPS72
Product: Vps72p
Exons: 1
Coding region: 1-2388 (795 amino acids)
Cellular component (GO): nucleus
Source: RefSeq, marked reviewed